AUGUCAGUUCCUUCCUGUUCGAAGAGUAAAAGAAUGGACACUGUAAAAAGUAAUGGAGAGACGGUAUAUGAAAAAUGGGAACGUUUCCACAACUGGGUACAUUGUAUAUGCAUUGUUACGUUUGAUCUUGAAUUAGGUCAAGCCAUUGAGGCCAUAUAUCCAUCUCAUAUCAAGUUAUCUGAACAAGAGAGAUCUAAUGUUUGUUAUCUUGCUUUUCCUGAUUCUAACUCUGGUUGUAUGGGAGACACGCAGUAUCACGUCAGAAUAAGACAGAACGGAACGACGGUUCAAGAGACUAAAGCUUUAAAAGAGUACGACCGAAGAUCGGCUCCGUUUUUGCAAUGUGAUAAGGAUUAUUACUGGGGCUACGUGUACUUUCGUCAGGUGAAAGAUAAAUCUCUUCCAAGGGGAUAUUUCCAGAAGAGUAUUGUUAUAAUUACGAAACUACCAUUUGUGAAUCUCUUCGGUGAACUGAGUGCGUUGAUAGCACCAGAAUUUUUUGAAGUGGGCAACGCGCUGAUGGAGGCUGUUAUUAGAGAGAUUGACCAAUGGCCUCUCCCGGUACCUGGCCAAGUAGUACAUCUACCAGUCAUAGGUGUUCUAUUUCAGACGUACAUCCCAAAUCAAAACUAUAAAGCAACUGUACCCACGAUUGCUGCCAUGGAUCACGCGCCAAAUUUUCACGCGACGCGAAGAUUAAUUUUAACAUCUGUCUACGAAGGAGAUAUGUUCCGAAGUCUGGCCAGCGUCGUAAGUUACGUGCAUUUACUAUGGGAACUAGUACUACUUAGCGAACCGAUCGUUGUUAUGGCUGGUUCACCCACCUGUUGCUCUGAAAUGGUCCAAGCACUUAUCGCGAUGAUAGCACCGUUGAAGUAUUGCGCGGACCAUCGACCUUACUUCACGAUCCAUGAUUCGGAAUUUAAAGAAUAUACCACGGAUGCUCCGUCGCCUCCUGCUGUAAUAUUAGGCGUGACUAAUCCGUUUUUCGCCAAGACUUUACAACACUGGCCUCAUAUUAUAAGAACUAGCAACGGGAGUAACAGUGAGAAUCAAAAAUAUAAAAUCAAGAAGUCGGAGAAUCUGAAAGUGUUGGACUCAAAACCAGGGGUUUACACGCAGUAUAAACCCUUCCUGCAGAAAGAUAAAACUAUAUUGAAAAAGUUGUUUAAAGGUAUACAGACGAAGAGACCAGGGGCAGUACAAACGGCUCUUUUGAAACGUCACUUAAUAGAACUGACCGAGAGCUUUAUGAUACCCCUUGAAAGAUAUAUUGCAAGCUUGAUGCCACUGCAGAAGGACAUAUCACCCUUUAAAGCUACACCUAUACCUGAAUUAUUCAAUCCCGACGACUUCCUAGCUACCUUGAGUAGCUCUGGGCCGCAAUUGACGACUGGUAUAAAAGGAGAUUGGGUCGGAUUGUACCGACGAUUUUUUCGUUCGCCUAACUUUUCCGGUUGGUUUCACACCAGGUACACGGAACUGUCGCAGAAGCUGGAAGCUAUACAACUCGAGGCGCUGUCGCAAGCGGAUUUAAAGACGUGGGUACAAGGUAGGCAGGAGGUGGAAUUGGUGGACAUGAUUCUCAGAAUUCGGCAGAAAUUAGAAAAGACUUACAUCGAAGAGGUACCCAUAGGCAACUCGGUAAGGGAGAAACUUCAAGAAAGGAUAAAUGACAUCACGCAUACGUUGCCGGACGAUUUGAAGGGGAUUUUGAAUCACGAAUCCUGA
Molecule: messenger RNA, 1731 nt
Organism: Ceratina calcarata
Lineage: Eukaryota; Metazoa; Arthropoda; Insecta; Hymenoptera; Apidae
Product: protein DENND6A
Exons: 8
Coding region: 1-1731 (576 amino acids)
Cellular component (GO): recycling endosome
Molecular function (GO): guanyl-nucleotide exchange factor activity
Source: RefSeq, a predicted model, not a curated record